AUGUCAGUCAGCACUAAUAACCAAAGGAGAUUCGCUAAAGCGCAACAUCUUGCGUCAGUUACAGUCAUAUUCCUUUAUACGAGCACCAUUCUAACAUCAAUAUAUUUGAUGUGUUGUAUAUCUUUACUUCACGGAGCUGUAAAGUACAAGCGAGAAUAUAUACUACCCUGGAUAAUGGCAGCAUGCGUUGGCGUUAUAUUGUUGAUUGUAGCUAUCGUAAUUGGGGAUGGACACCCGUGCGUGGUGAAUCUCUUCGGAGGCCAUAAUCUAUACCACUUUGGUUGCGCCUUAUUUGUGCUCACUUUUAUAUACGCAAUUUGCGCCGUGAGCAGUUUCGCGUUGGAGACGGGAGGAGGGCAAUGCGUACGUAAUACGCUCACGUCCAACGACGAAAGAGGCGAAAGGCUCUUGCUUCUGGACCACGCCGCACACUCCAGCCUACUGUCCGCGGCUCAGCUUAACAAAUUGUCGCACGGAACGAGAACCCAAUUUGUU
Iphiclides podalirius (scarce swallowtail) is the source of this 495-nucleotide messenger RNA. The record is from the annotation of a GenBank genome assembly. NCBI's taxonomy places the organism in Eukaryota, Metazoa, Arthropoda, Insecta, Lepidoptera, Papilionidae.